Teleopsis dalmanni is the source of this 1416-nucleotide messenger RNA. RefSeq lists its product as uncharacterized. NCBI's taxonomy places the organism in Eukaryota, Metazoa, Arthropoda, Insecta, Diptera, Diopsidae. Bases 1 to 1416 code for a protein of 471 amino acids. The record is from RefSeq and is a predicted model, not a curated record. The transcript is spliced from 13 exons.
AUGGAAAAUAUUCCACCAGAAGAUCAACAAGCUGAGGGUGGUCCAGAACCCGAUAUUCCACCAGAAGAUCAACAAGCUGAGGGUGGUCCAGAACCCGCUCUCACUCUUUCAACUCAGUUGAAAGAGUCCGAAGAGCGGGAUAGGACAGACGAGCGAAUUAGAAGGAACUCUCUCUUAAUCUCUGAAUUAAGAGCAGAAGUGUCUUCUCUUAGAGCUCAGAUGGACUCACUCAUGCAGGCACACUCUUCUACAAACAACUUGCCAACAUUUCCUCUGGGAAAUGUUGGCGAAUUCGAGAAGCUGGAGGCGCAUCUGCUGUUAAAUGCAGAAAUGAGGCAAACAUUGUUCAGACGGAAAAUCUUAAUCCUCAAAAAACAAUCCUCAACAAUUUGGAGAGUUCGAGAAGUUGGAAGCGAAUCUGCAGUCAAAUGCAGAAAUGAGGCAAACAUUGAUAUUCCACCAGAAGAUCAACAAGCUGAGGGUGGUCCAGAACCCGAUAUUCCACCAGAAGAUCAACAAGCUGAGGGUGGUCCAGAACCCGCUCUCACUCUUUCAACUCAGUUUGCCAACAAUUUGGAGAGUUCGAGAAAUAUUCCACCAGAAGAUCAACAAGCUGAGGGUGGUCCAGAACCCGAUAUUCCACCAGAAGAUCAACAAGCUGAGGGUGGUCCAGAACCCGCUCUCACUCUUUCAACUCAGUUGAAAGAGUCCGAAGAGCGGGAUAGGACAGACGAGCGAAUUAGAAGAAACUCUCUCUUAAUCUCUGAAUUAAGAGCAGAAGUGUCUUCUCUUAGAGCUCAGAUGGACUCACUCAUGCAGGCACACUCUUCUACAAACAACUUGCCAACAUUUCCUCUGGGAAAUGUUGGCGAAUUCGAGAAGCUGGAGGCGCAUCUGCUCUUAAAUGAAGAAAUGAGGCAAACAUUGUUCAGACGGAAAAUCUCAAUCCUCAAAAAACAAUCCUCAACAAUUUGGAGAGUUCGAGAAGUUGGAAGCGAAUCUGCAGUCAAAUGCAGAAAUGAGGCAAACAUUGAUAUUCCACUAGAAGAUCAACAAGCUGAGGGUGGUCCAGAACCCGAUAUUCCACCAGAAGAUCAACAAGCUGAGGGUGGUCCAGAACCCGAUAUUCCACCAGAAGAUCAACAAGCUGAGGGUGGUCCAGAACCCGGUCUCACUCUUUCAACUCAGUUGAAAGAGUCCGAAGAGCGGGAUAGGACAGACGAGCGAAUUAGAAGGAACUCUCUCUUAAUCUCUGAAUUAAGAGCAGAAGUGUCUUCUCUUAGAGCUCAGAUGGACUCACUCAUGCAGGCACUCUUCUACUCUUCUCCUCUGGGAAAUUUGGCGAAAGAUCAACAAGCUGAGGGUGGUCCAGAACCCGGUCUCACUCUUUCAACUCAGUUGAAAGAGUCCGAUUAG